This is a messenger RNA of Syngnathoides biaculeatus (alligator pipefish), 6137 nucleotides long. It is a transcript of the gene ppip5k1a, whose product is annotated as diphosphoinositol pentakisphosphate kinase 1a. Gene Ontology annotation, biological process: inositol metabolic process; inositol phosphate biosynthetic process. The transcript is spliced from 30 exons. The record is from RefSeq and is a predicted model, not a curated record. Gene Ontology annotation, cellular component: cytosol. The coding region runs from base 491 to 4597 and encodes 1368 amino acids. Gene Ontology annotation, molecular function: diphosphoinositol pentakisphosphate kinase activity; 5-diphosphoinositol pentakisphosphate 1-kinase activity; inositol hexakisphosphate kinase activity. Lineage: Eukaryota; Metazoa; Chordata; Actinopteri; Syngnathiformes; Syngnathidae.
CAUACCUCCCUGGUUCUAUUGGUUCUUUCAAACGUUGCUCUUGCGUUUAUGAACACGAAAAAGUAAGUUAGGUUACAUGCGCAAGGUGUCAAGGGAGGAAACUGGUAUAUUACGUGACGCUCCAACUUCAUUACUUUCAUCAUCAUGGAAGAAAGAGAGAUAAAGAGAUAACUGGGCCUGCAAUUUCCAAGUCAAAGCAAGUCAAUCCAAUUUCAGUUAAUUGAAUAAAGAAUGACAUGAUUGAUUGAGUGUUGUUGCAGAGGACUCUUCAGAAUUAUUGUUCCCCUUCACUUAUCGUAUUUGAACAGUAAUCUUAGAGGCCCAUUUUUGUUCUACAUCCCUCCUCACCAACCCUGCUGUCCAACGUAGACAACUUAGGACCAUUUGCGUCCUUUGACCUCCUCCCCUUUCAUCGGUGGCCUGCUCUGUUGGUGGUGUGUUUGUGUGCGAUGGCACGGUGGGAUGCUGAGGGCUGCUGCGGGAGACUGUGAUGUCAGAGCACAACAGCCCAGGCGAGAGCCGGCGUGGCGCUCCCAGAUUCUUCGUGGGCUGCGAAGACGAUGAGAGCGAGUUCUUGGAGGAUACCAUAAAAACAGACAUGGAACUGUAUGAGGACGAUGAAGACACAGACUCUCCCCCUGAGCAACAGAUUGUGGUGGGCAUAUGCUGCAUGUUGAAGAAGUCAAAGUCCAAGCCAAUGACCCAAAUCCUGGAGAGGCUUUGCAGAUUUGAGUACAUCACUGUGGUCAUCUUUCCAGAGGACGUUAUCCUCAAUGAGCCAGUGGAAAACUGGCCACUGUGUGACUGCCUCAUCUCCUUCCACUCUAAAGGAUUUCCACUAGAUAAAGCAGUGAGCUAUGCAAAACUAAGAAACCCUCUGCUCAUCAACGACCUGAACAUGCAAUACUACAUACAGGACAGGAGAGAAGUAUAUCGCAUCCUGCAAGAAGAAGGGAUAGAUCUUCCACGCUAUGCUGUGCUGAAUCGUGACCCAGAUAAACCAGAUGAGUGUAAUUUGGUGGAAGGAGAGGACCAUGUGGAGGUGAAUGGAGAAAUAUUCCAGAAGCCUUUUGUUGAGAAGCCUGUCUGUGCUGAGGAUCACAAUGUCUAUAUCUAUUACCCUACUUCUGCUGGUGGUGGGAGCCAACGUCUCUUCAGAAAGAUUGGGAGCAGAAGCAGUGUGUACUCACCAGAGAGCAAUGUAAGGAAGACUGGCUCUUACAUCUAUGAAGAGUUUAUGCCCACAGAUGGCACAGAUGUUAAGGUAUAUACUGUGGGGCCUGACUAUGCUCAUGCCGAAGCUAGAAAGUCUCCUGCUCUGGACGGGAAGGUUGAGCGAGACAGUGAGGGCAAGGAGGUCCGUUACCCUGUCAUGCUGUCAGCUAUGGAGAAACUGGUUGCCCGGAAAGUCUGUUUAGCCUUCAAGCAAACUGUUUGUGGGUUCGACCUUCUUCGAGCAAAUGGGCACUCCUAUGUGUGUGAUGUCAACGGUUUUAGUUUUGUGAAGAACUCUAUGAAAUACUACGAUGACUGCGCUAAGAUUCUAGGGAAUAUUGUGAUGCGUGAGCUAGCGCCUCAGUUUCAGAUUCCAUGGUCUAUCCCUACUGAAGCAGAGGACAUUCCAAUUGUUCCGACUACUUCAGGGACCAUGAUGGAAUUGCGCUGUGUGAUCGCUGUCAUCCGGCAUGGAGACAGAACACCAAAGCAGAAGAUGAAGAUGGAAGUUCGCAAUCCCAUGUUUUUUGACCUAUUUGAAAAAUAUGGAGGCUACAAAACUGGGAAAUUGAAACUGAAGAAACCAAAGCAACUGCAGGAGGUGCUUGACAUUACACGGCAGUUGUUAGCAGAACUGGGUCAACACAAUGACUGUGAGAUAGAAGAGAAGAAAUCCAAACUCGAGCAGCUGAAAACCGUUCUAGAAAUGUAUGGACACUUUUCGGGAAUCAACAGGAAAGUGCAGCUGACAUACUUGCCCUAUGGACAGCCCAAAACCUCGAGUGAAGAAGAAGACACACGAAAAGAAGGUCCAUCUCUACUGCUAGUACUGAAGUGGGGAGGGGAGCUUACACCUGCUGGCAGGGUACAAGCUGAGGAACUUGGAAGGGCCUUCCGCUGCAUGUACCCUGGAGGACAAGGCGACUAUGCUGGCUUUCCUGGUUGUGGUUUGUUGCGGUUGCAUAGCACCUACAGACAUGACCUAAAGAUAUAUGCAUCGGAUGAAGGGAGAGUGCAGAUGACUGCUGCAGCUUUUGCAAAGGGUUUGCUGGCCCUGGAAGGUGAACUGACUCCCAUUCUAGUGCAGAUGGUGAAGAGUGCUAACAUGAACGGGCUGCUAGAUAGCGACAGUGAUUCGCUGAGUGGUUGUCAGCAUCGUGUCAAAGCCAGACUCCAUGAGAUUCUACAGAAAGACAGGGACUUUAUAGAUGAAGACUAUGACCGGCUGGCCCCAACAUGUAGUGCAUCAUUGGUGAAUUCCAUGAAAAUAGUCCAGAACCCAGUGGGCACUUGUGACCAAGUUUAUGCACUCAUCCAGAGCCUUACUGCACAGAUCCGCAAAAGAAUGGAGGAUCCCAAAUCAGCUGACCUGCAACUUUACCACAGUGAAACACUGGAGCUGAUGUUGCAGCGAUGGUCCAAACUUGAGAGAGAUUUCCGCAUGAAAAAUGGCCGCUACGAUAUCAGUAAAAUACCUGACAUUUACGACUGUGUAAAAUAUGAUGUCAUUCAUAAUGCUACUCUGGGUUUGGAGGACACACUGGAGUUGUUCAGACUUUCUCGUGCUUUGGCCGACAUUGUGAUCCCGCAGGAAUAUGGCAUAAAUAAAGAUGAAAAGCUGGACAUUGCAUAUGCCUACUGCCUUCCACUGGUCAGAAAGAUUCAGCUUGACCUUCAGAGGACUCAUGAGGAUGAGUCUGUCAACAAGCUGCACCCUCUAUACUCACGCGGGGUGAUGUCGCCAGGACGACAUGUGAGGACACGUCUAUAUUUCACCAGUGAAAGCCACGUCCACUCUCUGCUGAGUAUUUUCCGCUUUGGUGGUUUACUUAAUGAAGAGAAAGACCAGCAGUGGAACCGUGCCAUGGAUUACCUUAGUGCUGUUUCUGAACUCAACUACAUGACUCAGAUUGUCAUUAUGUUAUAUGAGGACAACAAUAAGGAUCUCUCAUCAGAGGAACGUUUCCAUGUGGAGCUUCACUUUAGCCCAGGAGUAAAAGGUGUUGAGGAAGAAGAGAAUGCACCCACUGGCUUUGGAUUCAGGCCAGCCUCUGCAGAGGUAGCACGACAGAAUGGGCAAAAACAGGCAGACCCAGGAAGCCUGGAGGACCUCUCACGUGAUGAGACAGACAGAGCUGUCCAGCUGUCUGAGCCCAUCACCAUUCAGAGAAGAUCACCGCUUAUACGUAACCAUAAAACUGGUUCCAUGGAGGUUCUGGCAGAGACUUCAUCCUCAAAAGUCGGGAGUUAUCGGCUCUUCUCGUUUUGCUCUCGUCAAUCGCCAGACAUUAAACAAAGUGGUUUAGGCUCUCAGUGUGCCGGGCUGUUCAGCACCACUGUCCUAGGUGGGUCCUCUAGUGCCCCUAACCUGCAGGACUACGCACGCGCACACCGCAAAAAAUUCUCCACCAGCAGUCUGUCCUACAAAGACGAAUUGUUGUCUAUGCCGGCAGUAAAGCGAUUUUCUGUGUCGUUUGCAAAGCAUCCGACUAAUGGCUUUGAAGGAUGCUCCAUGGUACCCUCCAUCUAUCCUCUGGAAACUCUACACAACUCAUUGUCACUCAAACAGGUCAAUGAGUUCCUCACAAGUGUGUGUGAGAGUGCCGGAGAUCCUCAUACAAGGACCACUAGAGCUUUGUCAGCAAUGUUUGGUGGACACAACCAUCCAUCAGGGGACGGUUCAUACAUCCCCCACAGAGUCCUCUCCUCCUCUCUCAGGUCUCGUUCAGAUAAACCCCCGUGGUAUAGCAGUGGUCCAUCCAGUACCGUAUCCAGUGCUGGGCCAUCUUCUCCCACGACUGCUGACACCUCUCCACGUUUCAGUUUCAGUGAUAAGAUCUCCCUUACUCCUCAGAGUAGUGAGGAAACUCAUUCCUCUCAAAACCUCCCACCACAGGCAGCACCUCCACUGGUUUCACAAGCAAUUGACCCAAAUUUCUCAGAGGUUUCAAACCGCUAUGAAGCACCACAGACACCAAAUAACUCACCAGAGGAGUCUAGUGAGCAAUGCAAUAUUAGGGACGGCCAAUUUGAAUCUCCCACACACACACAUGAAGGUCAAGAGGUGACUUGUUCAACUGUGGACCUGCCUAGUGGUAAUGUUGUAGAUGCUGGGUUGAGGGCACCCUGUUCUCCACUAGCUGAGCUCUCUGUAGGUCGGAUGGAAGGCUUCUGUCUCCCAAGCUCGUUACCCGUGCUGCUGGAGCUCCGAGAGAGCAGCAGCGAGGCUGGUUCCAGCUCCCAGACGCCCAUGUCUCCUGAAGGACACGAUGAGUUUUUCGACACCCAGGAAUUGGUGGACUUAUGGAUGGAUAGUCCUGAGAGCCCCCCGGAAUCGGAGACAUCUCAUGAGCAUAAAGUUGAUCCCCCAGCAGAGGUGUGAACCUACAAAGAUGAACAAGAAAUUACGACAGACAUCAAUUCAUUUAUUAUGCAUGUACCACUAGGUACUGAGUAGAAUAGCUCUCUCCUUUCGUCUCGGGCACAUUGUAACAUUAUCUGUAUAGACAUCCGAACAUGAGCAUAAUCUUUCAAACUACAGUUCCAGUCUACUGGAGUUUCAACUCUUGCGUUAAACCCACUGCUUGCUUACUUGAUUUACCUUUCUUAAAGAUAAGACACCUUAAUUUUGCUCAGUCAUCCAGCAAGUAACUUGAUGGAAAUGCUUUUACCAACACCUUAUGGACAAAUAUCUCAAUGUUCCGCGAUGCUUUUCAGUAAGUUACGAGUGUUGAAAUGGUGGUUGAAGGUUGUGUAUUUUACGUAUACAUACAGACUAAGCACUGACAGUAGAACCUUUGAAAAGAGGUUGAACACUGGUACCUUGACUUAUUUGUGCACCAACUUGAAAGUGUUCCAAGUGUUUUGAACGUUGUCUGAAACUAACAGAAGUUAUAAUUCAUAUAUAAACAUAAAUUGUGCUGAUGAGCCAAAAUAUGAUGUGCAGUUGGAGGACGCUACACAAAUCCCACUUCUAGAUGACAGCAGUGGAUCUCACAACAUCCAUCUAGCAUCCCAUGUUUCCCAUACAUGACCUCAGUCACAUAACAAAUUACAUUCUUCAGUUAGGGUACCACUAUUUGAUUUUGUCUAUAUUUAUCACUCUACAUUUUACCCCUCAAAGUAUCAUAAAGAUGGCUAAGAAUAAGUCUACUCUUUCAGGGUUCAUUUUGCAUAUCCGGUCAUUCAGUAUAUGGGAGUAAUACUGUCGUUGGCUCUUAACUCCAUCUUCCCGUCUUACCUGACAAUGUUGUUGCUUGUCCAGAGCUGCUUGAACAAAAUUUCUGCAAGUAAGUGAAAUUGUGUGUGCAGUAUUGUUAGAGCCCUCAAUGUCUUUCAAUAUUUCCAGUGAGAAAAGAUUUAUUUUGACAAAGGAUUUUGGUGAGAACGUGCAUUGUUUGUUGUAAAUUGUCUUAAUAAACACAAAUACUCAUAACUACUUUAAUAAGGACUCACAUUUUGCUGCGGAGGUGCAUCUAUUGACAUUUUGCUGCGGAGAUGCAUCUAUUGUGGCUAGCAGUUAUGUAGCACACAUGAAUGAGAAGGGCUGCACAUGUGCUCUUCGGGCACACAAGGAAGCUUAUGUGUACUUUAUCUGGGAUCCUAUGCUGUGAAAUGGCAUUGAGUUGAAACUGUACAAACAUCUUGUCUUUGUGCACUGGGAAAAUAAUGGCAGCAUUGAUUGCGUGUGUGUGCUACUUUUUGCUUUUUUGCAGUAGGUUGCUUGUUUUUCCUUUCUCAAUAUUAUUGAAUUGUUCUAUGUGUGCAUUCUGCCACCUUCCAUGCUAAGGGAUAAAGACAAAAAUGAUGAAAAUUUUAAUUUAAAGAAAGUAUGUACAGGAAAGAGCAUCAUUUCAUUAUUUUUGGUGACCUGAUCUCGUAAUAAACACCAAUAAAGUGGCUCCUGGAAGUAGGUUGUUCAA